GGUAGGAAAAUAGUGUUUUUUGAAGCAAGUAGAAGCUCGUUGAUUUUUUUUACACAUCAUGCGGAAUUUGAACCUUUUGGCUGGCGGAGGGCUUUGGCCCUGCAAUCGGCAGUUAUAGAGCGAACUCUUUUUCUUGGUUGGAAACGAGGACGGUCCUCGUAAAGUGCUUCGUAUGUACCACAGCUGUUCGUUGGCUCCCGCGUUUGAUGCCAAGCGCAAAGCGCUAACGUCGCGGCGGUAGUUCAAUUUUCUGCUGUUGGGCGGGCAUAAACACGUCAGCGCGCCCUUGCAGGAACCGUCAACCUGUCCUGCUUGUUUAACGUCGACUGGCAGCGCCAGUACACCGGCAUCACGGACCCGAGAGAGUCCGUCGGUUCAGCAGCUGCGGUCAGCGAAGAUCGAAGAAGCAAAGUAAGAUCAACUAUACAGAGCAAAGGCCUGUUGUAGCGGAGAAGUUUAUAGCGCCGGCGCCGACAGAACUGUUUUUAUUCCGGUUCCUCGCAAAAGCACAACGAGUACCGGUACCGCGUCGAAGAACGAUCACAGGCCGCGAAGAAGGAGAUAACUCCUUUCCCAGUUGAAACAAUGAUGUCAUCACCGAAGUACAGAUACUAAGCCACGAAAGUAAGCAGUUCCUUGAACUGUGAUCGCAUCGCAGGUGCUGCACAUACGUAAAGUUUUGUGGGCAGCAGAGCUGCUUUUGGGCGGCAACAGGACCAACAAGCCAUCAAGCGACCACGGGACGGCGUGUGAGUGGAAAGCAGUGGCAGCGAGGUGUGCUGUCAUCGCGAGACUCGAGCCCGUCCGGCCUGCAAAGCAGCACUGCACACCUUACUUCUACCGAGGUACCUAUCUGCAGAAGCAGCAAGACAAAGCGCUUUGAUCCUUCCCCCGUCCCGUUGAGAGCUUUGCAGGGGCACAGCGGAGACAGCGGACCAGGUGGUUCUAAUUUUCAGUGAAGGAAGAUAAAAACGCGGCCGCUGAUUUCCCGUGGUCGUAGCCGGUCUCCUCUGCAUCAGUAAAAAUUGACCGGCUCUUUCUGCCCAAAAAGAUGCCGGACCACUAUGAGAAGCUGCUCCAGCGCGUUGGGGAGCUGGAGAUGGAUCUGGGCCAGACGGUGGCCGCCAACACGCGUCUCGCGUCCGACGUGCAGAGCCUGCGAAAAGUGCACCAGGAACUCGUCGACGCCUACGAUCGCAUGAAGACGCAGCACGUAGCCGCGAAGCAGGCCCUGUCGGACGAGAGGCAGCGCUACAACAAGCUCGAGCACGAAUUUUCCGCACAACUGAACGAAUGGCACGACAAAAUGCUGCACAAGGCCAAGGAGCUCGAAGAAUUGCAGCAGAUGCCCGACCCAGCAAGGGAGAUAGAAAUGAUCAGGUAAAACUGGAAUUUUCAUUACGCUAAGUUGCUUUCGUUGUCCUCGAAAUAGCGGCUUUGGAAGCACCUACUUCUUGAUGGGAUCAUCCAAGACGUUUUCGUCCAAUUUUCGUGUCAAAAAAUUUGAGCUCGGUGGUUAAUGGUGAUGCAUCGUUGAUGCGAAAAGGAAAACUCACCUCAGGUUAAAGGUGUCAGAAGAGCUUGAAGGGCCGUACCUCGAGAAGCUGGAGCAAGCAGAAAAGCGUGCGGAGCUAGAGCAGCGGAAGUUCAACGAUGCAAAACGGCAGAUCGAGGUGUUGAAGCUGGAGCUGAAUCAGAAGAACAAGGAACUCCUGUCUUUUGAGGAGGACACAAAAGCCCGGCUGGACGCGCAGCGCCAGCUCUACCAGGGCAAGAUCGAUUCCCUGCAAAGUGACUUGGACAAAAACACACAACUGGCCGGGACCACGACCAGCCUGCGACAGCAGGUGUAUGAAAGGUAGCUGAAAGUACUUAGAUGAUCAUGAUGUCGACAUUGUUUUUUUGGAUCAAUUCGUGCUCGUCAGGAUAAGGGUCGCAGUGGAUGUGGUAUCAAAGUCGUGCCAGUCAGGAUUAUCUUUCUAUGCAGGAUGCGAUAGGAGAUGUUUUGGUUUACAUAAGUGCAAUCACACUCAUCUGCAGGGCCGCGAAGAACAAAGCGCUGCUAGAGGAACUCGAAACCGCGGAGGUUCGGCAUAAAGAAGAAGUCGAGGAUUUGAGAAAAACGGUGGCCAGUGCGCAGGCCAAGACGCGGGAGAUGGAGAGCAGCACGCGCGAGCUGGAGGCAGCACUGCAACAGCAGAAGCGCGAGAAAGAGGACCUCAGCACGAAGCAGUUGCGUUACAUAGCAGAAGUGGACCAGUCUCGCGAAUCUCUUCUGCGACUCAGGCAUCUCCAAGACACGGAGGCCGAGCGGGAGCGCGCACAGACCGAGUUUGCGGGCCGGCUCAAGCGAGCAGAAACCGACGCGGAGCUACGCAGCAAAGAAAUUGAGGUACUAGGGUUCGGAAUGUUGUGCCUGGGCGAGGCACAGCAUGAGCACGCUCCGAUGUACUCACAGCACUGUUGCAAACUGCUUUUUAGUAGUCAUCUCUCUUUCUCACAGGUAAAAGACGAGGAGAUAAAACGUCUCAAGGCGCGAAGCGAACAGUUUCAGAAAGAAAGCGCGGCAGCCAUAACAGAAGCUGAUCAACGUAUCGCCGCUCUUCCUUUUCGUUUUUUUCAGUUGCUGCUUUUGGGUUGCAAAGAUUUGAUGUUCACCUAAAGAAAUAAAAAUCAAUCUUACGUGCACGUGGCGACACGCAACAUGCAUUCAUUCUUCAUCACAGGCAUUGCGGAUGCAGAAUUGCAAGUCACAGCGGAAAAAGACGCAACUACGCACGCCCUGGCCUCAUUGAAGAGCGAAGUAGAGCACCUGCGCACCCAACUCCGCGAUAAGGAAAGCACCUACACCAAGGACCUAUCCGAGUAUGAAAACAAGCUGGAGGCCCUGACACGCGAAAGCCAUCAGCUAAAGCUCACUUGCGAAACCGAAGAGAAGGUACUGGUUUUGGACGAUUUUGUAGUUUCAUCCGGUCGAUGAACAGAAAAUUUUCGGACUACAGGCGAGUAUAAUUUACGAAAACCUCCACUUGCAUCAUCGACAUUUGCGGUCGUGUUUCCUUUUGGUGAUAAAAACCAAAAAUUCAUGUAACUUCUCCAGCGCGCUCGCGAUAAUGACCGGAAAGCGCGCGAGUACGACAGUUUGGAACGGCAGCACUACGACCUCGAGCGGCAGCACCGGGAAGUCAGCAGUGCGCACGCGACGCUGAAAUCUACCAACGAUGCCGCGGUGAACGAGAAUCGGAAGUUGGUAGAAAAGCUGGAGGAAGUAAACCGUCUGCACGCAGAGAACCGAAGACGAACAGAAACAGACAGCGAAAAGCAGGUGAGACAAGUGGUUUUUGCUUUACUUGUUGUUAUGUCAACCUUAUUUGAUGUGUUCAACAACAUUCAUUGAAGAAGCCAGCGGCAAUAUGGUGGCAGUACGUAUCUAUGUAUCUGUGAGUUCGUUGUACAGUUUGCCCAUAUCCUUUAUUUGCAGAAGUCACUCCAAUUUUGUUUCUCCAAAAUGAACCCCGCAGAUGGAGACUAUCAAGGCCACGCUCCAGCGAGCGGAGAAGCAAAUAGAUGAAAAGGAGAAAGCCCUCCAUCGCGUCAAGGACGAAACAAAGCAGCUUGCUACCUCGAGUAUACUGUUCACUUCUGUUUACUCCGUGUUUGUCCUAUUUUGUAUCUAUGUAUGUUGUUGUCGAAGUUCGCCUUUGGGAAUACUAUGCUACGGUCGUGCCUCCUGCCCGCGAAGAACGCACCUCGCCCGCGGUGCAGCUCACCCGUGGAGCCUCACAUGCUAUAUCCUCCCCGACGACCACAACUGCAGGUAAAAAGAAGAUCGAGGGGCAAAAGCAGAAGACGAAGCAGCUGCUGGACCGGUAUACGAGUAUGGUCACCGAGAAGGAGCAGGCUAUCCGCAUCGCGGAAACGAACAAGAAAAAAUACGAGCUGCAGAUGCUUCAGGUCCACAAACUCCUGAACGAUCCCAUACUAAAGGAGCACUUGCAGCCGAGCUUCGACCAAAAUCUGGGCGUCUUCAAGGAGUUGCAGAACCUCCGCGACUGCCUGAACGACGCAAUUUACAAUCCCUCCGCAACAGUUUCGCCCACGACCGGGGUAAAGGAGCCGCCCGGGGCGCACAACGCCGGCGCCAUGUCGUGA
This is a messenger RNA of Amoebophrya sp. A120, 4152 nucleotides long. NCBI's taxonomy places the organism in Eukaryota, Dinophyceae, Syndiniales, Amoebophryaceae. The record is from the annotation of a GenBank genome assembly.